This is a messenger RNA of Apodemus sylvaticus (European woodmouse), 1356 nucleotides long. RefSeq names its product zinc finger protein 878-like. The transcript has 5 exons. The coding region runs from base 551 to 994 and encodes 147 amino acids. Gene Ontology annotation, biological process: regulation of DNA-templated transcription. NCBI's taxonomy places the organism in Eukaryota, Metazoa, Chordata, Mammalia, Rodentia, Muridae. The record is from RefSeq and is a predicted model, not a curated record.
UUCACAGGCCAAUAAACUGAGUCCAGUUCCUUAACGCUACAGGCCAGGCUGUGAAAUAACAAAGACCUGGUAGAGUUUACUGAGGUCUGGGCUUACUUUUUCCCAAGGAGCAUAAAAGAUCAUGUUGGAGCUGGUUGGGGUCCAGGGCUGUGGGAUGGGUGUGGCUAGGUCCCAAGCUAACUUGCUUUUGUGUUCUUUAGUUAUGUUAAUUAUUUCUGUUGUCUUUUUUUGUAUUACUUUACUUUAGACGUUUAGUGCUUGAUUCGUAUGCAGCAAAGGGACUUUUCCCCAAUCUGUUUGGUAUUUAUGAUGCUUAUUUUACACUAACAGGCACCUUAUUUAGUUUAGGAUAGUUUUCAUUUAUGAUUUUAUUGGAAAUGUUUUCUAGACAUUUAUGCUGAUUGAUCUUCUUCAUGCUAAUCCUCACCCUUUUAUUCUCCUUCUGAGGUGUUCCCUGUGGCUGUGCAGCUUGAAUGGUUCUCUGUGACCUGCUCUGAGCUCUGCUGUUGUGUGCUGUGAGAGGACUUCAGGGAAGCUCUGAAAUCCACACAUGGGAGCAGUGACUUUUGAUGAUGUGCAAGUGAACUUCACUGAGGAAGAGAGGGAAUCGUUGGAUCCAUCCCAGAAGAAUCUCUACAAAAAUGUGAUGUUGGCGACCUUCCUGAACCUCAAAGCUCUAGGCUCUAAUUGGGAAGACCAUGAUAUUGAAGAACAUUUUGAAAAUUCUAGAAGAUUUAAAAGAAAAAUUGCUAUGGAGCAGAUGAGAAAGGGAAGGCUACCUAUGGUUCUGAGACUAUCUGUCUCUGUUUACAUGCACAGUGGACAACACAUCCACACUUCAACUCAACCAAUGACAUGGAUGUGGUAUGUGUGUGCGUGUAGAUGCCUGUGUGUAGAGGAGAACAUGUAUGUAGGAGUACAUGUGGAGGCCAGAGAACAACCUCAGGUGACACAGCGUGACUGCUGUUCACCUCCUUUGAACAGGGUCCCUUGAUGCCUGGGCCUCACUAUUUGGUUAGACUUGCUGGCCUGCAAAUGCACUCAUCCUUCUGUCUCCACUUCUGCCACGAUGCUCAGCAUUUUUCACAUGAAUUCUGGAGAUAGAACUCAAGUCCCUGAGACUGUGAGCAAGCACUUCACCCACUGCACCAUCUUCCCAGCCCCUGGUGAGCUGUCUUUGCUUCAACGCCCGCAUCUGUAUUAGAUGCUUUUCCUAGACCUCGUACUCUAUUUAUUUGUCUCUUUUCAUUUCUUUACUGUUAAAGUUCGCAUCCAUAAGUCAAUCAGAAUGACAUUUCUAACAUAUGCUUGCUUUGAUCCCAUGUCCUUAGCUCUUCUAGCAACAAUACAAAUCUC